CCGAAAGUUUGAGCAUGACAGCGACGAGGACGCCUCACCCGGCGGUGUGCGUGGGUCUACAGGAGCGUCUGCCCGCCUUCAUGGACGCGAUGAACGACUUUCAGUACAUCCAGGCGAAAGAGUUGAUUCCGUCGGAACUGGGCGACGUGCACGAGUGGAAGCGCAUUGCCAAGUUGUUGCAUUUCUGGGCCGAUUGCGACAGCACGUAUCAUAAGACGACAUUCAUCAACAAAGCACAGGAUGACUCGACGAACCCGCUGGCCCGACUGUACGCCGAACUGGCCAAGCUGAGCACAUCGGAGCUGCUCUUCGUCCACCAGAACCACAAGGGGAACGCCGACGUGGACCGGUUUGGCCGCGUCAAGACCCCCAAGGCGCGACAGUCGAUAGACGCGCCAUCGUUCGAUCUGACCUUGCAACUUCAAGCCCACGACCUGACCGCCUUCCUCCAGCAAUGCAGCGUGCUCUUCGAGCACCGCCAGGCCGCGGUGUCGCUGUACGUGGCCUUGAUGCGCGACCGGAUAUGCGGGCACCACCUUGUCGACUUUUACGAGCAAUUCGACACUGUUGCCGCCAUCAUUCAACACUUGAAUACGCUGAGCCAUCCCUUGCUCACGGCGAUUCGAGACAUGGCGUUGCUCGAAGUGGGUGCCGUGCGUGCCGCGAUCGAGUGUGAGAUGGCUAUCUCCGAUUUCGAGUACAUCAAAGCCAUCACGACGCUGCAUCGCCUCAAGCGUUGCAUGCAUGAAUGGAGCGACGGCUUGAAUGCAAUCGACGACGACGACGACAAUCACAUGAUGGGGAGCAGCAGCGCCUCGUCGCCGCGUCUGUCGGAUGACAAGCCCAGAAAGAUCACCCCACUGAAGGCCAAGAAGGGGACGGCGGGCGACUCGCCAGGCUAUUCCAGCGCUCACUCGAUGUCGUCCAUUCGAAUGUCACUCGACCUCUUGCCGACAACUACCACCCACGACGACGACGACGACGACACUGGCAUAAUUGUGCUGCCGCGGUUCUGCUGGGCUCGCCGCUGGCAGCAGUCGUUGGUUCGUAAAUUCAGCCUCUACUUUUACAAGUGGCUCUACCCGUUUGACCACCCGCCGCAACAUCACCUGAACAUGACCUUCAAGUCGUCGUCGUCGUCGUUGCGCUCGUCUCCCGUACUGGACAUCCUCGAGCCGUUCUUUUCCAAGCAUUUUAAAGAACAAGAUGUAGCCACCAUGACGAUCAUAAUUAACACCGACAGCCUGCCACACAAUGGCGCGACCUUCCACUGCCACGGGUACCUCUGCCCCGCGCACGUCGAGAAGCCGGACCCGUCGGUCGCGGUCAAGCAGCACAUCCGGGCAGCCAACAAAACGUACUUUGGCCAAGUGAGUCGCUAUGAUGAAGACGUGAACGGCGAGUUUGCUGCGCCGUGGGGCGUGGGCACGUGGCCGGCAGGUGUAACCGAUUGAAGGAUGAUGUGCAUGCAUUCAUUCACCUCGAUGGAACGAUCUCAUGGUUAUUACAUCGUCUAGUGUUUAGCUACCCCAAGCCGGAGCUCGACACGUCGCUAAUUCUGAAACACUGGCCCAACCUGAUCAUGCUGCUCACGAAUCUACCGCCAUGGGACGAGCACGACGGCGCCAAGCUGCACCACUCCAAGCCAAUGUACUACAUAUAUAUUUAUAGUUUUGGAGGGUGAUUUAUUAUGCGAUGGCUGUAGCACCAUCCACCACGAAAAACAAAUGGCCACGACGUAUGCGGUGGCUCGCAUUGAUCCGAACGUGUAUUUGGCGUUUCUGUGUGAAAAGCGAAAGCAAAAUGUCACGGAGAAACUGCUGACGGACACGAUGGCCGCCGUGACCGCUUGCCUUCAGCAUGCCACUGUCCUCUAAGGAAAUCAGCUCGUUCGAGUGUAAACAAGUCAGACCAUACAGCAGGGUUACGUGAGAUUUGUCGGCUGAACUAUCGCAAUGAUGCCACUACAAUGUAGAUUUCGCCUCUAACGUUAGUAUUAAUAGUAGUACCAUAUUGCCAGA
This is a messenger RNA of Aphanomyces astaci, 2021 nucleotides long. RefSeq lists its product as hypothetical. The transcript has 11 exons. The record is from RefSeq and is a predicted model, not a curated record. Gene Ontology annotation, cellular component: KICSTOR complex. Gene Ontology annotation, biological process: cellular response to amino acid starvation; protein localization to lysosome; negative regulation of TORC1 signaling. NCBI's taxonomy places the organism in Eukaryota, Oomycota, Saprolegniomycetes, Saprolegniales, Verrucalvaceae. The coding region runs from base 15 to 1454 and encodes 479 amino acids.